Drosophila kikkawai is the source of this 719-nucleotide messenger RNA. RefSeq names its product mitochondrial ribosomal protein S23 (gene mRpS23). The record is from RefSeq and is a predicted model, not a curated record. Gene Ontology annotation, biological process: translation. NCBI's taxonomy places the organism in Eukaryota, Metazoa, Arthropoda, Insecta, Diptera, Drosophilidae. Gene Ontology annotation, molecular function: structural constituent of ribosome. Gene Ontology annotation, cellular component: mitochondrion; ribosome.
UCCGUGAUUUUCCGAUCUGGCACCUUCAUUUCUUCCCUCAUGUCGUAAUACUGUUUUCUUAAAUUUUCCAUAAAAUCAAUUAAAACUCAAUAAAAAUGGCUCAAAGUAGGCUGGAGAAGAUUGGAACCAUCUUCACGAGAGUUCAGGGCCUGCUGCGUGGGGGAGCCAUGAGAUCUGAGGACAAGCCCAUUUGGUACGAUGUGUACGCUGCCUUCCCGCCGAAGGCUGAACCCCGGUUCGACCGGCCCGCACCCGAGAUCCCGGUGCGCAACAUAUUCUACGCAGAGGAUGUUGUGAGGGCGAAACUCCACAAGCAGAACAGACCCCAGGAGACCAUUAACCUGUUGGACCACAGACGGACGACGCAAUCGCAGCAUUUCGUAAAGAUCUACCAGGACCUCAAGUCGCAGGGAGCGCUCGAUGAGCAACGAAUCUACGACACAGCUUUGGACCUCCUUGCCGAGCAGCGCCAGCAAUCCCGCCUGGACACGGCCGCCGCAGAGGAAAACCUUCCCGAACUGGAUGCCGAGGUGAAGACUCAACUAGUAAGCGACUUUAAGGAGGCUGCAAGCAACCAGCAAAUCACGUCGUCUACGUCUCCCGCUCCCAGCAAAGCGAGAAAGGACACCGGCGUGGGCAUAAACAUAGACAGCUUGUUCAAGGAUUAGGCAGCAGCACUCUUUUUAUAAACUAAAAAUAAACAUAUGUAUCGUAACUCA